UGCUGGUCAAUGGAGAGUGAUAUGGUGACAGUAGGAGCAUUCGGGAGAAAAGUGGGUCUGUCCUCACAUGUAGAGUAUCUUUGGUGAAAUUAUUUUACAACUGAAAACAUGAAAAUCUAUCUGAAGUUUCUCCUUUACUUGCCAGUUUUAUGCUGUGAUGCAAAAAUGAGCAAAUUUGGAGCGCACGGAUAUGAAGGUGGAGCUUUAGACAUUGAGUGUUCAUAUCCAGAUGGAUAUCAAUAUAAACCCAAAUACUUGUGUCGCCAUCCCUGUUCCAACAGUGACAUUCUCAUCAGAAGUGUGAAGGGUGAAGCAUUUGUCCCAGUAGGAAGAUUUUCAGUGUAUGACAAUGUCCAUGGAUGUACUUUCAUUGUCACCAUCCAAAACCUGGAAUUACAGGACUCUGGACAUUAUUAUUGUGGACUUGAUAAGUGGGGAAGAGAUGUUUUAACAAAAGUAGAGAUCUCUGUGAGUAAAGCUCCAUUGGUCACUUCACUGUCUACACCUGCCCCUGUGAUUGACAGGAAGGACAUCACUGAAACUAACAGAUAUGUUUCCUCAGAGGUCCCCACCUUUACACAGGUGCCAUACAAAAAGUUACCUGUUGCAGAUUGUGAUGUCACACCUCCAACAACCUCAACUAUUCGGAUUGGCAGCCCAGGCUUUGUACGUGUCCACGUUGUUGUGGGAGCUGUCCUUGGACUAUUGAUGUGUUGCACUGUGGUUGCACUUGGUCUACUCCUCAGAAAACAAUCAAUGUCACGCUCACUGACAUUUCCAUCAUCUGAAGUAUCAAAUCCUGUAGAUAUUGCACAGGAUGAAGAGGACACUUGUCAUGUGUAUGAUGAGAUAAUUAUGUACAGCUCCAACAGUGACUUGUACUGCACCAUUAGGUUUUGUGAAACCCCACCGGAAAUAGAAGACAAUGCUCUCUACUCCCUCCUGACACUAAAUUAACAAAGACCUCAGUGAGGGUCACAAGUCUCUAAUCAACAGAGGGCAUUCUCACAACACUGCCAACACAUUGAUGGUGGAUGUGCAGUAUCAUUAUUGCUAUUGUGUGUGUGUGUGUGUGUGUGUGUGUGUGUGUGUGUGUGUGUGUGUGUGUGUGUGUGUGUGUGUGUGUGUGUGUGUGUGUGUGUGUGUGUGUGUGUGUGUGUGUGUGUGUGUGUGUGUGUGUGUGUGUGGUUUACAGUUGAAGAUUGUCUGAUGUUUUCACUGUUUCCCUGCAUCUGUUUCCUCUGAUACAGUGCCUAGUGAAAAUA
Messenger RNA from Salmo salar (Atlantic salmon), 1265 nucleotides. RefSeq names its product natural cytotoxicity triggering receptor 2. The record is from RefSeq and is a predicted model, not a curated record. Gene Ontology annotation, molecular function: transmembrane signaling receptor activity. Gene Ontology annotation, cellular component: plasma membrane. NCBI's taxonomy places the organism in Eukaryota, Metazoa, Chordata, Actinopteri, Salmoniformes, Salmonidae.